Molecule: messenger RNA, 1216 nt
Organism: Ostrinia furnacalis (Asian corn borer)
Lineage: Eukaryota; Metazoa; Arthropoda; Insecta; Lepidoptera; Crambidae
Product: thyroid transcription factor 1-associated protein 26 homolog
Exons: 2
Coding region: 289-978 (229 amino acids)
Cellular component (GO): nucleus
Source: RefSeq, a predicted model, not a curated record
ACACGGAGUAGAUGGCGUAGCGAGCGCACGUCUUGCGUUUCCUUCCUGCUGUCGGUCCUUUUGUGACAUUUUGCGAAACGUCCAUCGUGUUUCGCAGUGAAAUUUAUUAAAUAAAAUCGCUUAAAGGGCAUGGUCGAUAAAGUUUUUCACACGAAAAACCGUAAAACAAAAUCCGUAAUCGUGGUUAAGUUUUUACGUGCCAAGUGCAACUAAACAAUCAAGAUUCCGCCGAUAAUUCAAAGCCUACCCAGAGGGUGGCUUAUCUUGGUGUGACACGUUACCUAAGCAAUGGAACAUAAACGGGACUCAUUCUUCUUGAACAAGAAUAAAGGCAACAGAAAUGGCUUCGAUAAGAAAAAUGAAAAGAAGGGUGGUUUCAAUAAUAAACCUGAACAUAAAGGUUUUAAUAGGAAAAAAGAAUUUAACAACAAGCGACAAGAGCAGUUUGAUAAGGGCCGUGGCAUAGAAGAACAUUCAAAUAAAGAUGGUGAAAAGAAGCCAUUCGAUAAAAAGACCUACCGUCUAAAGAAGUACAGUAAAAAAUACAAGUUGGAGCAAUGGGAAGAGCAACGGAAGAAGAAAUUGCUACGAGAAUACCAGAAGGAUCUCAAAAAUGAUACAUUAGUUGGUUCUUAUAAACCGAAAGGUUUUGACGAAGAUACCACUGACUCUGCUGAAGUAGGAAGAUUUGUUAGACAUCCAGACCUAAUGGAUAAAGUCAACGAAGAAAAAAAUCCAAAGUUCACUAAAAAGGACCCAUUUCAAAGGGCCAAAGAACAGUUCAACAAGGUCAAAGAAGAAAAAGCGCAGAAGCAGCAGGACAUAGAAAAAGCUAAAGAAGAAAAGAAACAGAAGUUGCAUGAAUAUAAAAAGAAAAAGCAAGAGAGAUUUAAGAAGUUGAGCCGAAAAACUAAAAAAGGACAGCCAGUUAUGACUGGACGAUUGGAGUUGCUUUUGGAAAAAAUACAGAAAAAUUAGAUGAAUGUAGCUAAUGAUUUGCUCAUAUAAUGAGCUUGCAUGUUAUCUUAUCUGUAUACCUAAGUAUUCUAGAUAUGUAUGUACUUAAUGGAAUGUAAACUAGCUAAAUAUUUGCUACUUAUUGCCAGUUGUAAUGUGAAACAUGUUUCUUUUAAUGAGUUUUGACAUGCCAAUUUGCAUGUCUAAUGUAACAGAGUUGAAAACCUUUUGUAUGUUUAUUUUCAAUAAUAUCUAUUGA